Messenger RNA from Mercenaria mercenaria, 3061 nucleotides. RefSeq names its product RNA helicase Mov10l1-like. Bases 70 to 2310 code for a protein of 746 amino acids. Gene Ontology annotation, molecular function: helicase activity; ATP hydrolysis activity. The transcript has 18 exons. The record is from RefSeq and is a predicted model, not a curated record. NCBI's taxonomy places the organism in Eukaryota, Metazoa, Mollusca, Bivalvia, Venerida, Veneridae.
GUUCAGUCUCUUUUGUAGGAAAAUGGUGAAGUUGUAGAAAAUGGCAGCUCUGGCAGUACUGUUGGAAAUAUGACAUUGUGCCCUAAAAUGUCUUUAGUUGUCAACCUUGAACUUGAUGCAAGGUGUCAGGGUCAGGAAAAACAGUUACAGAUUUUUACGUUUGAAAACUUUAAGAUCGGUCGUUAUAUAACAGCCAACAUUACUGACCCUGUUCUGUCUCUUCUGGAACACAACAGACCAUAUAUACAAGGUGGCAGACAGGGAUAUAGCAGAUACAGGGAAAAUGUGGAUAGAACAUCUGCACCAUGGAUGAUACCUGGAGAGAGACCCAACAGAAACAAGAAGACAGUGCAGUUUCCACACAGAUUGCCACAUUAUAACGUACCAGAAGAUCUCCGCCAACUUAGACUGACCCAGGAUGAUUUGCUGUAUUAUGCCCCAGUCCUAGCUGAGGAAUUGACAUUUAAAAACUACAGAGAGAAAUUCAAAAUGCUGCUGUACCUGGAGGAGAUACAGAUGGACAUUGAUAUCAGGGAAUUUGACCUGUACAGGGUUUGCCUCCGCCAUUUUGGUGAAUAUUUAGCUCUUGGUGUACCUGGGCUAGCUGAGGGACGACCUUCAGUACUAAUAGGGGACAAAGUAAUUCUCAGUGACCCCUCAGAUCCAGAUGGCCCCUGUUUUGAAGGAUAUGUACAUGAGAUUUUAAAAGAUGAAGUAUUGUUGAAGUUUUAUCCAGACUUUCAAAGAAUAUACACAGGAAAAGACUACAAUGUUCAGUUUACUUUCAAUAGAGGUCCAUUAAGAAAAUGUCACAGGGCCUCGGAGAGUGCUAGUGGUUUGGGAGAAAAUAUUCUUUUUCCAACAUCGCUUGUUCCGAAACCAGCACGCUGUAUGCUUAGACAGAAAGCCCAACCAAGCAGUCAAAGUUAUAAUGGAUUAAUUAAACAAGAGGCUCAAACAACCCAUUCACCUUUCUUCAACAAAUGUCUAAAUGCUCGGCAACGAGCUGCAGUGACAAGAAUUGUGCAGGGACAAGGGAGGCCACUCCCAUACAUACUAUUUGGACCUCCAGGUACAGGAAAGACAGUUACAGUGGUUGAAGCAAUUUUGCAGAUUUUUACCAAACUUUCAUACAGCAGAAUCAUUGCCUGUACUCCUUCUAACAGUGCUGCAGAUCUACUGGCACAGAGGUUACAUGAAAGUGGUUUAGUAAAGACUGGAGACCUUGUGAGGCUAAAUGCUCAACAGAGAUCAGAACAAGAUAUUCCAGACUGUAUACGACCAUAUUGUUCCCUAGGCGACAACAUAGACCUGGCAUCUAAAUAUAGAAUUCUAGUCAGUACGUGUGUUACUGCAGGAACACUAUACAGUCUGGGUAUAAAAGCAGGACACUUUACACACGUGUUUAUUGAUGAGGCAGGUCAAGCUACAGAACCAGAAGCCAUGAUUUCUUCAUGUCUUGUUUCACAUACAGACGGACAGAUAAUUCUUGCUGGUGACCCGCAGCAGCUUGGUCCAGUGCUGAUGUCAAAGUUCAGUAAGAUGUUUGGACUAGAGUUAUCUUUCCUUGAAAGACUGAUACACACACCAUUGUAUGAGAGAGAUGAACACAAGUUUGCCGAUCAUGGUGCUUAUGAUCCACUUCUGGUCACAAAAUUGGUUGACAAUUACAGAUCUCACAGAAACAUUCUAAGUCUACCAUCUAAACUGUUCUACCAUAAUGAGCUGAAGGAGCAAGCAGAUAGUGGUCUCACACACACAUUCUCUCAGUGGAAGGAGUUGCCGACUCAAGGAGUUCCUGUAAUAUUUCAUGGUGUCAGGGGUGAGGACCUAAGAGAAGGCAACAGUCCAUCAUGGUUUAAUGCCAUGGAAACAGUACAGGUAGUAAGGUACUUACAGAAUGUGCUUAAAGACGAUAGCAUACAGAUUACCUGUGAUGAUAUUGGAGUGAUUACACCUUAUAGGAAACAGGUUGAAAAGAUACGUCUGUUGGUAAAUAAACUCGGGAUGGAUGAGGUCAAGGUCGGGUCAGUGGAAGAGUUUCAAGGUCAAGAGAGACAAGUUAUCAUUAUAUCUACAGUCAGAUCAAAUGAAGAGAUGAUAGGUUUUGAUGAGAGGCAUACCAUAGGGUUUCUAAGUAACCCCAAACGAUUCAAUGUAGCAAUUACAAGGGCCCAGGCUCUUCUGAUUAUUAUUGGAAAUCCCUAUGUAUUAAUGCAGGACAUUUACUGGAAAUCUUUGAUAAAUUACUGUGUAGAAGUAGGGGCUUAUGUUGGCUGUGAUUUACCACCUACCUCACUCGAUCUGUGAUCUAAAUACCCAUCGUCAUGAUAGAAGAGACUGACAUAUCCCUGAACUAGCCGAGCUUGAUCAAGGAGGCUAACUUUGAAAAUGUGUUGGAAGGGAUUUAAUAAUAAGUAGGCUUACAAGUCUAAGUGAGAUGACAUUCUGUGCUAAACAGUGUCACUUCAUGAAAAAGGCUAGCUCGAGUCAGAAACAAACAUUAUAUUUGAAAUCCUGUUAAUAGAUCGGGCUAAGGGACCGGAGGAAAAAGCUCGGUUUUGCAGGGCUUGUGUUUAGGAAGAAUGAUUUUCAAUAGAAGAAAUCUAUUUCAGACCAAGGCAAUUGUUCAGCAUGGAGAGAUUUCUAGGAAUUCCUGUUUAGACAGGUUCCACAGUUUACUGUAAUAUCUGUUACUGAGAUGGUGUAGAUAGGAUAUUAUUUGUGUGAAUUUUAUUCCAUGAUUUUAUUAUUUAGAUAUCAUUCACAUUGCUUUUAUUUAUAUGAUUUUAUAGUCAAAAACAACAUUCAUGAUGUUGAGAAAUCAUGCUUUGUAGCUGGUACUACUUUCAAAAUUUGCAACUGUUGCCGAUUCUUCAAAAGAUUGACUGAAAAUACCUGUAAGCCAAAAAUAUGAAAUCUACAGUUGAGCAUUUGUGCCUAGUCUAAAGACUGUCAAGAUCUGAUCUCUUUUGAUGUAUAUUUAUAAUUAUUUUAUUUCAUAAUCAGAUAUUUGUUUUAUGUUUAAUGAAAAAAUUGAAUAAAUUUUAUUUUGAAUGAA